Molecule: messenger RNA, 7294 nt
Organism: Hypanus sabinus (Atlantic stingray)
Lineage: Eukaryota; Metazoa; Chordata; Chondrichthyes; Myliobatiformes; Dasyatidae
Product: zinc finger protein 239-like
Exons: 2
Coding region: 467-1513 (348 amino acids)
Biological process (GO): regulation of DNA-templated transcription
Molecular function (GO): RNA polymerase II cis-regulatory region sequence-specific DNA binding; DNA-binding transcription factor activity, RNA polymerase II-specific
Source: RefSeq, a predicted model, not a curated record
CGUCCCCAAGUAUCACGCAUGCGCACAGUGCACAGAAGGCCUUGCAAAUACCGGGUGCAGGUUAAAAACGAGAAGGAAUUUGUUGCUGGGAAUCUCAAAAACGACACGCCAGUUUUGCUGUCACUGUCUAGAUAUUUAAGAAGUGGAGCAAGGGAUUCACUCGAUCAUCCUUCCUGCUCAGACUGUGGAAUGGAUUCACUCGGUCAACUGACCAACCGGCAUACCCGUCAUUUUACACAAGAGAAAGGCCGUUCACUUUCUCAGACAGUGGGAAUGGAUUCACUCGGUCAUCUUAACUGAAGGUACAUCAGCAAGAUCACACUGGGCAAGGCCACUCACCUGUUCUGUGUGUGAGAAGUGGUUCACUCAGUUUUCCCACCUGUGGACACACCAGUCAUUUCACACCAGGCAGAGGCUGGUCAUCUGCUGAAUUUCUGGGAAAGGAUUCACUCAGUCAUCCGACGUAAUGGCUCACCAGCGAGUUCACACCAGGGAGCGGCCGUACAACUGCUCAGUCUGGGGGAAGAGAUUCACUCACUUGUGCAACCUACAGAAUCAUCAGCGAGUUCACACUAGGGAGAAGCCAUUCACCUGCUCAGACUGUGGGAAGGGAUUUACUCAGUCAUCCAGCCUACUGAGUCAUCAGCGAAUUCACACUGGGGAGAGGCCCUUCACCUGCUCAGAAUGUGGGAAGGGGUUCAGUCAGUCAUCCCAACUACAGAGUCAUCUGCGAUUUCACACUGGGGAGAGGCCGUUCACCUGCUCAGAAUGCGGGAAGGGAUUCAGUCAGUCAUCCCACCUGCAGAGACAUCAGCGAGGUCACACUGGGGACAAGCCGUUCACCUGCGCAGUCUGUGGGAAGGGAUUCACUGAUUCAUCCACCCGGCAGAAACAUCAGCGAGUUCACACUGGGGAGAAGUCGUUCACCUGCUCAGAAUGUGGGAAGGGAUUCACGGAUUCAUCCUGCCUACUGGUACAUCAGCGAGUUCACACUGGGGAGAAGCCGUACACCUGCUCAGAAUGUGGGAAAGGAUUCACACAGUCAUCCCACCUGCAGAGACAUCAGCGAGUUCACACUGGAGAGAAGCCAUUCACCUGCUCAGACUGUGGGAAGAGAUUCACUCAAUCUUCCACCCUACAGGCACACCAGCGAGUACACACUGGGGAGAAGCCGUUCACUUGCUCAGUCUGUGGGAAACAAUUCACUCUGUCAUCUACCCUACUGGUACAUCAGCGAGUUCACACUGGGGAGAAGCCGUUCACUUGCUCAGUCUGUGGGAAACGAUUCACUCUAUCAUUCCAACUACUGAAACACCAGCGAGUUCACACAGGGGAAAGGCCGUUUGCCUGCUCAAAAUGUGGGAAGAGAUUUGCUGGAUCAUCCAACCUACAGAGACACCAGCGAGUUCACACUGGGGAGAAGCCGUUCACUUGCUCAGUCUGUGGAAAGGGAUUCACUCAAUCGUCCCAACUACUGGCACACCAGUCAGUUCACAAUGGGGAAUGGCCAUAGUUAUGAAUCCUCGGGUUUCGUUUGCUUUGGACUAUCAUUUUAAGAGAGAGAGAGAGAUUAAGAAGGCGAAUCAGUCUGGCUUGCAGCUUGUUUACAUCGCUCACGGCUUGUUUUGUUUUAACCAAGGACACAGACACUCAGAGUCAUUCGGAGACGAAGGAGGCAAAAUGGAAGGAUCGAAACAAGGGAACCAGUGGCCAAGGGUCACUGUUUGGAAUUUCCCUAUGCCCACAAGGGUGGGUUAAUUAUCGAUUCAGCGUACAUGAAAUGUGUGGUUGUUACCUUGUUUGAUCCAUAGGAGUGGAUCUGAUUUGGGGUACCCUGUGAAGACUGCUGAUGUGUUAACCCUUGCCUGGGUGUGGUGUGGUUAUUCACUUGAAGCAGAUACCCCUUCUGACAAGUCACCUUCGGUGAUAAAUUAUACGUGGGUUUGGAACGACGACAAAUAAAAUUUACAGCGACUGUUCUCUCGUUUUACAGCCAUGGAACCUGUGGAAUUCGACAUAAUUGCAUUCUCUCAACAUUUACCAUGGAUUACAAAUAUCUCUCUCAUCACCUAUUCUGUGGUUGAACUGAACUUUCAUACUUUGCCAUCUCAAGAUUCCAAGCCUUGUUUCCCCCGAGCUCAAUAGUUUGGGAGUUUUAUUUACACACAUAUAUACACAAAACACUGUUAACUUUUGUUUAUCUUGCUUAUGUUACUAUAUUACAAGUAGAUCCUAAUAAAGAUAGUUUUAACAUCAAAAACAGACUCCAGGUAUAGUCUAUUGCUGCUGGUUCAUUUCUAAAACGUUAUGAUUCGUAACAAAAUUGGGGCCUGCAUCCAGUAUAUGAACAGAUUUGGGGGUGUAUUCAUUAAUUAUCAAUUUCAUCCCUUUUAAUUUAUUUGUGUGUGGAAAAUCAGCAGCAAUGGAUGCUGACCAACCUCUGAGGCAUUAGAGGACGCCAGAAGGAUUGAGUUGUUGAGCCUUGCUAGAAGGUUAAAACUUGCUAAGGUGAAAUUGACAAUGAGGAGGGCACAGAUGCAGAGGAUAACAGCUGAUCAUUAUGUAUCUGCGGGUGUGUUUAAAGUGGAGGAGUUGGAGGUGUUUCCUGAAAGUAAACCUCGUGAGCUUGAGCUCCAGUACAAGUGAGAAAAAUUAAACUGGCUGCGGAAAAGCAGAGGCAGUUUGAGGCUAGAGAGGCAGAAAAACAGAGAAGAGGCAGAAAAAUAGAAGGAGGAAACAGAAAGACAGAGGCUGUUCGAGCUGCAAAAGAUAAAGAGGUUGCAGCAAAGGAGUCUAGUGUUAGUCUCUGGUGAUAAAUUUGACGAGAGUUGGGAAGUUAAAUUGGUCUCUCCAUUUGAUGAGGCAGAGAUUGAUAAAUACUUUCAGCAUUUUGAGAAGAUUGCUCAGAGUUUAAAGUGGGUUGGCCUCUUCUCAUAAAAAGUGUAAUUCAGGGGAAGGCUCAGGAAGCUAUUCUGCUUUGACAAUUGAUGAAGCAGCUGAUUAUGACCUAGUGAAACAGGCUAUGCUCAAAGCUUAUGAGUUGGUCCCAGAAUCAUACAGGCAAACGUUUAGAAAUUUGAGGAAAUCUGUGAACCAGACUUAUAUGGAAUUUGCUUAUGAGAAGUUUGUGUGUGUGACCGCUGGUGCAGAUGUAAAAAUGUGAAUGAUGAUUUAACAGCUUGAAAGAAUUGGUUUUAAUUGCAGAAUUCAAAAGGUGCGUCCCUGAUGACAUAAAGAUGUAUGCCUGUGUUCUGUAUGUUGAAGCACCAAAAAACCCACAGGGUUCUGAACAUUCUAUGGAAGCUUAGUUAAAGUCUGAGGGGUCUGACCGUGUUAAGAAGGGAUUUGAUCAUUUUAUGUCAGAUGGAUUUGUAUUAGUAAAGGAAGGGUGAAGCCCAUUUCCAGUGAAAAUUCUUCGAGAUUAAAAUUCUUUGAGUUACUGGGGCUUCUCAGCCACUUAUAUCAGACAGUGCUCUAAAGUUUGGUGAUGAGACUGACACUGCUGAGGUAAAUCUUAUUAAAGGCAUUGGGGGCGGCAUGGUUUCUGUGCCAUUGCACAAGGUAACUUUACAGUCAGGGUUGGUUUCGGGACCUGUUGAGAUCGGAUUAUGCUCCAGUUUACCGGUGGAAGAUGUUACUUUGCUGUUAGGGAAUGACCUGGCAGAUGGUAAAGUUGUUCCUGCAGUGAAGUUAACAAUUAACCCAACCACUGACGACCCACAGAUGGAUUUUAACAUUUAUCCUUCCUGCACAGGAACUCGAAGUAUGGCUAAAAAGUCUGCUGACGCAGACGAGUUUAUCUCAGAACAGAACCAAGACCCUGAGAUUGAAGCUUUAAAAGAAACGGCUCUCUCAGAUGAUGAGAUUAAGAAAGUGCCAGUAGGAUAUUAUCUCAAGGAUGGAUUGUUAAUGAGGAAGUGGGCCACCUGCUACACCAGCGAGUGAGGAAUGGGUAAGUGUUCACCAAGUUGUAGAUCAUGAAGUUUAUAGGGCUGAAAUUUUAACUUUGACCCACCGUCUACCCUCAGGUGGCCAUUCUGGAGUGAAUAAAACUGUAAACAGGAUUAUGAAAUAAUUCUACUGGCCUAAUCUGAGGAAAGAUGUGACCUUUUGCAGAACCUGUCACAUUGGUCAAGUUGUGGGUAAACCUAAUCAGGUCUUCACAGUGCCCCACUGCAGUCUAUAUAUAACUGCAUUUGGUAAACCCUUUUCCAAAGUUAUAGUGGAUUGUGUUGGCCCAUUGCCAAAGACUAAAGCUGGCCAUCAUUAUCUGCUGACUAUUAUGUAUACUGCAUUCAGAUUCCCAGAGGCAAUACCUCUCAGAAAUAUUAAAGCUAAAAUUGUGGUGAAGGCUCUUACCAAUUUUCUUAUUUUAGUUGUUUUGCCUAAAGAAAUCCAGUCUCAUUAAGGAAACAAUUUUACAUCUGGAUUAUUCCAGCAGGUAGUUUAUGAACUGGGAGCUUAAAAAAUUACAUUGUCUCGUACCAUCCAGAAUUACAAUGGGUUCUAGAAAAAUUUCAUUAAACCCUCAAAACAAUGAUUACGACAUAAUGUGUUGCACACCAUCUCUCUCUCUCUCUCUCACUCCAUUCUUUGUAAAGGCUUGAAAAAUACAUCAUCUGACGCACGCACGCACAAGCCGAAAAAAAGACAUACUGUGUUGAAAAUGGAAAAGUCUGGGAUGAAGGAACAUAUUUGCUCUUGUUCGCAGUAAGAGAAUUGGUACAGGAAUCACUGGGUUUUAGUCAAUUUGAAUUUGUAUUUGGUCAUCGAGUGAGGGGACGUUUGUUCUUGUUAAAUGGAACAGUGGAUUGAUGCGGAUGUGCAUGUUAACCUGUUAGACUAAGUUUUGAAGUUCAACAGUGAACUACGUCAGGCCUGUAGUCUAGCGAGAUAAAGCUUAAAGAUUUCUCCAAACAAAAUAAAGUGUUGGUUUGCUAAGCGGGUUUACGAAAGAAAAUAACAGGUGGGGGAUAAGGUGCUGACUUUAUCUCCAAUGUUGACAAAUCCACUUCAGGCAAAACUCAAUGGACCGUGUGAAAUAGUCGCUCAAAUUAAUAAGGUGAAUUAUGUUAUCAAAGCACCCGACUGACGUAAACUUAACAGGUGGUACAGAUAAAUAUAAUAAAGCCUUAUUUUGACAAGCAGGCACCAUCUGUGAGUGUUGUUGUCAAAACAUAUGAAUCUGGCAAACCUGAGAAUGAAACAAUCGACUCGUCUGAGACUUUUUACAAGCCAAACAUUGUCCAAGUUAGGCUAAUGAACUCGGUUGUUCUAGAAAAUAUUGAUAACAGGUUGGCUCAUCUGCAGCCAAAGCAACAACAAUAGCUGAAUGAAUUAAUUCUGAAGGUUAAAGAUGUAUUUCCCGAUGUUCCCAAGCAGACCACAGUCGCAGUACAUGAUGUAGAGAUUGGUCAAGACAAACCGAUUAAACAACACCCAUAUUCACGAACGUAGAGAACUGUAAAUAGGCUGAGCAGGAAAUUGAAAAUAUGCUGGAAAAUGGUAUUAUUAAUCCUUCAGCAUCAGAUUGGAGUUCACCCUGCGUUAUUGUGCCCAAACCUGAUGGUAGUGUUCGAUUUUGCACUGAUUAUAGGAAGGCAAAUGCAGUAACGAAAACAGAUGCCUAUCCUGUCCCUAGGGUGGAUGAUUGCAUCAAUAAGGUUGGAAAAACUGAAUUUCUUACAAAGUUUGAUCUGUUGACAGGGUAUUGGUGUGUUCCAUUGAUGGAGAGAGGUAGAGAAAUUUCUGAGUUUGUAACACCUUCUGGGUUGUAUGAAUACAAUGUCUUGCAGUUUGGAAUGAGAACUGGUCCAGGAACAUUCCGGAGAAUGAAUGACUCUGUAAUUCAUGGGUUGGAACACACAGAUGCCUUUAUUGAUGACUUAGGCACAGGGAGUGACACUUGGGAAGAGCAUAUCUCUGCAGUAGAAAAGCUGUUUGACAGGCUUUCCCAGGCCAGCCUUACAGGUAACUUGGCUAAGAGUGAAUUUGGGCAUGCCAUUGUGACCUGUCUUGGCUAUGAUGUAGGUCAAAGCAAGUUGGCUCCUGUUCGGGCAAAAGUCCAGGCAAUUUCUCAAGUUCCUAUUCUGACUGGUAAGAAGGCUCUUAGGAGGUUUCUGGGAAUGGAUGGAUAUUAUCGUAAGUUCUGUAAAAACUGCUGCUAUCGCUCUUCCUCUGACUAAUCUCCUGAAGAAGGGUGAAAAGUUUGUUUGGACCGAGCCUUGUCAGGAGGCAUUUGGUCGAUUUUAAGUUAUUAUGUGAGAUUAGGCCAAUCAAUGUAGUGCUGUCAGCAAAUUUAAUUAGCCGAUUGGAGCUGUGGGUGGCAACACAAGUCAUGGGUGCACAGAAAGUAAAAGAGAGGGACAAAGAGACAACCCUGUGGGUUAUGUGUGCUGAGGGUCAGAGAGACAGAGGAGAUGGAGCCCACUCUUACUACCUGCCGGUGACCUGACAGGAAGUCCAGGAUCCAGCCACACAAGGCAGGGUGAAGGCCGAGGUCUCUGAGCUCCUUGUCGAUACUUCACGCCUUUGUAUGGCUACUGCUCUGCCCAUGACUGCAAGGAACUGCAGAGAACUUUGGAGAGCAGAGAACAUCAGAGAAACAAGCCUCCCCUCCAUGGACUCUCCCUACACUUCCCCUCCCUCAGAAAAGCAGGCCAUGUACACAAAGAAGCUCAUAACCUGGACAUUGUUGCUGCAAACCCGCUCCCACAUUGGCGGAGAGAUACAAAAGCCUUAAAGUGCAUAACACCAGGCUGAAGGAUGGCUUCCUGUCUGCAGUUAUAAGCCAAAUGAAUGAUAAAAUGGACUCGACCACACAAUGUUACUCGACGUGACCCUGCACCAUAUGUCUAUCUGCACUGCACUUUCUCUGCAGCCAUAAUGCGUUGUUACAGUUAUUGUUUUUAUCGUAUAUCAGCUCGAUGUACCGUUGUAAUGUAUCGAUCUGUGUGGAUGGUACAUCAGGCAAAAUUUUCACUGUAUCUCUGUACAUGAUGAUAAUAAAUAAAUUUCCAUAUUUUAAUUGUGUGGAAAUAUUAGACAGACUGAGCUUCUGCUCUGGAAGCUCAGAAGGAAACUGAACUGUUGUCAUUUCUGUGGAAAGCAAAUAUAUGGAAAAGGCAUCAAUCUCACAUUACGAUCUGCGGUAACUGGGAUCAGCUGACCGGUGGUGGGUCCCCCAUAUCAAUAUCAGAAUCAGGUUUAAUAGCACCGACAUGUGUCAUGAAAUUCGUUGUCUCUGCGACAGCAGUAGAACCUAAUUCUUAACAAAAGAUUUUAACAAUUGAGA